Molecule: messenger RNA, 564 nt
Organism: Melopsittacus undulatus (budgerigar)
Lineage: Eukaryota; Metazoa; Chordata; Aves; Psittaciformes; Psittaculidae
Product: ADP-ribosylation factor-like protein 3
Exons: 6
Coding region: 1-564 (187 amino acids)
Biological process (GO): cilium assembly
Cellular component (GO): cytoplasm; microtubule cytoskeleton
Molecular function (GO): GTPase activity; GTP binding
Source: RefSeq, a predicted model, not a curated record
AUGGGUGAUGUGCAGAAGGGGCUGCUCUCCGUCAUCCAGAGGCUGAAAGGAUCCCCGGAGCAGGAGCUCCGCAUCGUCCUGCUGGGGCUGGACAACGCGGGGAAGACCACGCUGCUGAAACGCCUGGCGUCCGAAGAGGUCAGCACCAUCACACCCACCCAGGGCUUCAACAUAAAGAGCGUCCACUCGCAUGGCCUCAAGCUAAAUGUCUGGGAUAUUGGGGGGCAGCGCUCCAUCCGCCCAUACUGGAGGAAGUAUCUGGGCAGCACAGACCUGCUGAUUUAUGUCAUUGACAGUGCAGACCAGAAGCGUUUUGAGGAGACAGGACAGGAGCUGGCAGAGCUCACUGAGGAGGAGGCUCUCACAGGGGUCCCGCUGCUGGUGUUCGCCAACAAGCAGGACCUAGUGACUGCUGCACCCGCAGCUGAAAUCGCAGAAGGGCUGAGCCUCCACACCUACCGGGACCGGGAAUGGCAGAUCCAGGCCUGCUCAGCCUUGUCUGGGGAAGGAGUGCAGGAUGGGAUGAAUUGGAUUUCCAGCCAGAUCAUGAAUAGGAAGAAGUGA